AUGAAGAACCUCGACAUUUAUUCCGGGAUGUUUACCCAUGUAAUUGACCUCACCGUGGAGGUUAGCUGCACCACCAUUGACCAGCUACUGGGGGGAAUCGGCGCGGGCUGCCCGAAAUUGGAAAGGCUGAAGCUCGUGUCGUUGCGCGGCGACCCGCGGUUUCAGAUCAACGCCGCGCCUUGGAGGAAGCUCGCGCGGCAAUGCCCCCGCAUAACGUCACUGGAGCUCGACUCCCCACUCUACCGGAGGUCCAACGAGUUCAACGAAACGCCGCCUCCUCCAGUGGACGCCUUCCCCGCACUGCGCUCACUCACCCUCCUCUACGAGCCCUCACACUACCGCUUCAUCGCCCGCUGCUCCUCCCUCACCUCCCUCACUCUCUGGUGUCCCAACGCCUACGCGCUCUACUCCCUCGCGUCCCCCUCCUCCCCUCUCCACCUCUCCCUCGCCUCCCUCACCAUACAUUCCGCUCGCCUCGAAGCUGCCCUCACGCCCAUCGCCUCCUUCCCGCGCCUCACCUCUCUCGCCUUCCACUCCUACACCAUCGAUCCCUCACUGGUUGCAACCAACCCGGCUCUUUCCUCCCUCUCCCUCCACUCCACCUCCUACCCUCUCUUCAUCUCCCAAGGCCUCCGCAAUUUGUUCCUGUCGUCCUUCUCCCGCCUCCACACCCUCACUCUCUCGGGGCUGCCCGCGUUCCGCCCGGGCAUGCUUGCACGCUGCAGCGGUCUGAAGCGUCUCACGCUGAAAGGGAAGGGGGAGGCGAGGGAGAGUGUUAUGCCCUCUGAGGCGCCGCAGAAGCCGUCGUUGGAGUGCCUUGUGGCCAUGCUGGUGCGCGUGGAAGAGAGGGCAGGCGGCGGAGUUAUGGUGGGAGGGGACAAUGGAGAGGAGAGACAGGAAGGGGAGAUUGCUGUGGACAAUGGGGAGGUAGGAGGAGCAUCAGCAGAAGAUGAUGAAGAAGCAAUGAAAGCCCAAGACGCAGCAGCACCCCUAGCAGCUGCCACGCCGGUGGUAGCAGAAACAGGGAUCACUGGCCAUAGGGGCAUUCGGUACCUGGACCUCCGUGCAGAAGCAGCAGCAGCACGCGCUGACAUGGUGGCCGCAUUCGACGACUGGACUGCCCUCAUGAAGACCGCUCAGUGGAAGCUCGGGAAAAUCUUGCCAGAGGUCACGCGCGCUCGCAACACGCGCGGGGAGUUCGCGCUUUUGACCAUCCGGCAUGUGGUGAUUGAGGUGCGCGCCGCCAUAUCGCUGUGCCUGUGCGUGCGCCUGUCAGUAGACGAGGUGAACGCGCGGAUUGCACGCGAGGAGGCAGUUCUAGACGCCUGUGCUUCUGCCGCGGCUGCAGGUCUCUUCACUGCAGCGCUGGAUGAAGAAUGGGAGGCAGAGCACCGGGAGAGGGACGGAGUGGGGGGAGCAGGAGGAGGGAGGGAGGUGGAGGAGCUGGUGGGGUUUGUACCUGAGAAUGAGCUGUCAGCUGAUAUGGCGGAGGUGAGCGAGACGCUGCUGGGGGAGGAGACGGGUGGGUGGCCGGCGAUUGUGGCGGUGUCGCGAAGAGAGGCGCGGGCGCUGGUACAUGCGCUCACACAGCAACUGGUGGCGCGCAUGCAGGCUGUCGCUGCCGGGGUUCCACCUGGCGCUCCUCCCUUAUUGAAUGGGGAAGCGGCAGCGCCCUUAUUGAAUGGGGCAGCGGCAGCGCCUGGGGCAGCAGCAGUGCCUCGAGCAGUGGCACCCGGGCUGGCCACAGCAGCAGGGGCUGGGGCAGCGGCAGAAAGGGUGGCCGAAGGAGCUGGGGCAGCAGCUGGGGUAGCUACAGCAGGAGCAGGGUCGUUGGGAGAGGACGCGAGUGUAGUAGGAAGGGCUGGGAAGGACGAGCAGCUGUGUGGCACACCCUUACAGGGGAGCACACCAGCAACGCCUGUGGAAGUGUUGUGCCCUCCACUGGAGGCCCUCACCCUCGACAGCAUUCAGUUCGCCUCCACUAGCGACCCUUCCUGCCUGGGCAGCGAGCCACAGUCGUUUGAAUCUCUCACACGGGCCGCUGUGUUUGGAAGGCUCAAGAGCUUGGCGAUAUUAAACUGUUAUGGGCUGGGCGAGGGGCGGCUGGUGAAGCUGCUGCGUGCAUGUGGCCUGCUGGAGAAUCUGCGGGUGGAGGGCAGUGAUGCGUUCUCAGACUCUGUGAUAGCGGGGAGUAAACUGGAGGUGCUGACUCGGUUGACUGUGGUGGGGUGCGGUGGAGUCACUGCAGACGGCAUUGGCGGGCUGCUGGGGAACGUGCCAAGGCUGCGGUAUUUGAAGGUGGAGGCGGAUAAGGUCUCUGACAGGGCUCGCCGGGAGUUGCUUCGUGCUGGAGUGGUUGUCAGGGGAGUGUGA
Molecule: messenger RNA, 2373 nt
Organism: Closterium sp. Yama58-4
Lineage: Eukaryota; Viridiplantae; Streptophyta; Zygnematophyceae; Desmidiales; Closteriaceae
Source: the annotation of a GenBank genome assembly